This is a messenger RNA of Nakaseomyces glabratus, 777 nucleotides long. RefSeq names its product ubiquitin-protein ligase peroxin 2 (gene PEX2). Lineage: Eukaryota; Fungi; Ascomycota; Saccharomycetes; Saccharomycetales; Saccharomycetaceae. Gene Ontology annotation, cellular component: peroxisomal membrane. Gene Ontology annotation, biological process: protein import into peroxisome matrix. The record is from RefSeq and is a predicted model, not a curated record. Gene Ontology annotation, molecular function: zinc ion binding.
AUGUCUCGUGUUGCUCAGCUUGAUUCAGUGGUGCUAGAUCAGGAAGUGGACCAUCUGAUAUGGAAUAUAUUCCAGAAGGAUUUCAAAGUAUCAAAGUAUGCUGAGGAGUGCCAAUUUCUGCUACGGUGUCUGGUGUUUAUAUGCGGUUCAAAGAGUGUAGAUGGAGUUAACACAACCACGUAUGGAUCUCGACUCAGUGGUGUUUAUUAUCUUUGCAGAAAGAGAACUCUGUUUGUCUCUAACAUUCUGAUACAUUACCUCUACAGGAAACUGUCAAACCUAUAUUUCUCUUCAAACAACAUAUCAGAACGGACAUUGAGACUGUACAGAUGGAUUUCAACCCUGUAUGGAGUCCUAGACCUUACAACUUUUCUAAGGUUCUUGUUGUCUGAUGGAAACACAAAAUAUUUGUCUUUGACAAACAGACUAUUGGGGAUUGUAACUUCUGUGGAUAUGCUAUCACCAUCUAGUUUCUAUCAGGACACUGUAUAUGCAGGACUAGAGUACCAAAAUAGGCAAUUACUAUGGAAUGCACUUUUGGAAGUGUUUAACUCUACACUAAUGAACUCGAACAAGUACUUAUGGGACACGAGAAAGAAAAGAGAUAAGCCUGCAAAUGAAACUACCUGCCCGGAAUGUAAUGGAUUCCCUGUUAACCCAUAUCGCUCUUCUUGUUGCAGGGCCAACUAUUGCUAUAUAUGUGGAAUGAAGGCUCUGGCAAGGGAACACUGUACAAAUUGCGGCAAUACCAAACCAGCAAUGCAACAAGUAUACUAA